AUGGCUGAGGACCUGGUCCUGGGAGCCACCGCGGCGCUGGUGUCGGCCGCUGAGUCCGUGCGACCUCACGUGGCGCUCCUCCCGGGAAGCAUGCCGGUCACCUCCGAGCCCGCGGAGCCCUCGGACGCGCCGCCGGAGAAGUCGCUGCGCUCCACGAAGGAGCUUCACCAGCUCUGGGAACAGCGGCAAACUGUCAUCGCGCCCGCAGUUGCGGCCGCGGCUGAGGCACAAUUCUCGACGCAACGAUCGGACAGAUCGGAGGUAUCAGCCGGCAGGGCAGAUGCAGAGGCAUUCCUGGGAAGGCAGAUGAGCACGGCAGUACGUUUCCAAGCAGAUGUGCACCGGGAGGUGGGCGCAUUUUUGGAAGUGCAGCAACGAGCCUCCGAGCGGACAUCGCGCACGGCGAGGCAUCCGGAGGACUUUGAAACUCCGGAGGAUCGCGACCGCACGCGCCUGGAGGAGCAGCUUGCCAAGCUGAAAGUCGAGAGCUUGCAGCACAUGGUCUCCACAGUGGAGUACAACCUGGGUGAGCUAAUGCACGUGAGCCGCAUGAUUUACUUCACCAAUCAGCAAGCCUUGCAUUUCUCUGCCGAGCGCAUGCCACAGGUGCGUGAAGCGCUGGGCCUCCAGGAGCCUAAGCUGGUGAUCUUGCUGAUUCCAUCACUUCUAGGCCGGAGCUACUGGAAGGGGAGGCCUAAGUUGAAGGACUUCUUGCCGUCGAAGACGGUCCCCGAGCUGCCUGGGCGGGAAGAGGUGGUGGAGAAGCAGCUGAAUGUCAUUGCACGAGAGGUUCUCCUUCCUGUGGCGCUGCAGACGAAAGCCUUAAUUGUUGGGAGAAGCUCAUGUAGCCUCACAAAUGCUUUCGCCGAAGUCAGCGAGCCCAUUCAAAACAGUUUGGGGGCAUCUUGCCCAUUUCAAAUGGUCAUUUUCGAGCACGCGCGAAACCUGCACAUGAAUACUAUUCUCAAGCCGGACAGCCUGGAGAGGAAGCUCCAGCAAAGCAACGACGCAUGGAACCAUGCCAACUUCAUCCCUGCCCUGUCUCAUCACUACGGCGUUGAUCCAGUGCUGUGGCCGCGCCACAAGCUGGUGGAAGGCGCAGCCGCCUACUUCGUCUUUGAGUGUUUGAAUGACCAGAACCCUCCCCUCCAUGAUCCGCGGGCUGCAGUUCAGUUUGAAAAUAUCUUCCUCUCUUCACUGCGCAGCUCGCUGCCAGUGCUGGCGUUGUGGACUGGUGGCGACGUGAACGUGCUGAAGUUCGAGGCGCUGAACUAUGUGACGAACGGCAUUCCCUUGAUUCUGCUGGACAGUCGCUGGGUGGAGGAAGCCAAAGAAGACGGAGAUGAGGCACCAGGGGCCGACGCAGCGAUCCCCGAGCUGCCGGAGUCUCCGGAGUCCCCGGGCCCACGUGAAACUGUGGACAUGAUGGACAUGAUCAUCGAGGAUGUGGACGAGAAGGAGAAGAGCAACGUCAGCGAUGCUUUUCAGCAGUCGUGUGAGAAGCUGCGGGUCCAUGCACAGGCUUUGAACGAACUGGGCCUCUACGACACCCACAUCGGCUCUGCAUUGGCCUGCGUGCGUGCAGGCAUCCGCAAGAAGGAGAAGGAGAAGGAGCAGCGGAAUGACCGAGAGCUCUGGCUACAUGAAGCCAUAGUCAAGGCAAUGCUUGAAGCACAUCACAGCAGUGCACCCACAAAACUGCAGAACGAUGAUAUUCACGAAGCGCUCUCCGCAGAAGAUGAGAAGGUCCUUCGGGCAACGGACUUCUUCAUGGACUUUGUCGCGGGGCAAACAUGGCAGGAGUCGUUGAAGAACACCUCCGAGUUUGAAGAGGCGAUUUCGGCGAUCUGCUCCUGUGAAGACUGGGACGACCUCGAGUCCGAGUGGGCGAAGAGGUGGGGAAAGCUGCAUUACUAUGCAGUCUUCAACGGCUGGGACACCGCGGCUGUGAACGGAAUCCAGCUCUUCGCGAGCCAGAUGCAGAGCGAUUUCCAAAGCAAAGGCCUCUACAAGGUCAAGCUCAACAGGGUGGAGCUGGUGAAGAGCAUGCCCUAUGAGACCGCCCACGCGGCGCUGAAAGAGAAGCUUUCCGCUUGGCUGGACGAGGCGAAGGAGUACGACAACGUGAAGAAGCGACCACGGGAAGUCAAGAGCGAUAAGAGGCUCUGGCUGGCCGCGUACGAAGUCCUGAAGUCACCCGAUGUCUACAGCUGCAGGCUUAGUGAGCAUCGCAGACUGAAGAUUCUAAUCCAAAAGCUUUCGCGGUCAGACAGACUCCCCGACAACAGCUCUCUGGAGGGCUUGUUGCUUCUACGCUGUGCUUGGACAUUGGCAGACGUUUUCCAUGAGAAGGCUACGAGACUGAAGAUCCUGGCCAAGCUUUCCUUUGCAUUCUUACUUCUGCUGGGCUUUCUGAUCACCUUCGUUACGACCUCUGCAUGGACAGCCGACCUCUCUGAGGACGGGAAGAAGUUCACGGUCUUAGGUUUGGGCUUGGCCUCCAGCAGCCUGGCUGCUUGGACCACCUUCACCGAUCCGACGAAGCAGUGGAUGAAGCUCAGAACCGCCAGCCAGAGACUGCAAGCCGAGAUUUGGAUGUUCAGGACUCGCGUUGGCGAGUAUGGAAGAGCAGACUUCACACACAUCAGCGUGGGAUCCGAUGAGGGCGAGAGACAGGCUGAAGAGCGCUUUCGCGACAAGAUCUUCGCGAUCGCCGACGCGGCCCUGGGUCCAAAGGACCACUUCGCGAACAAUCUGACCACUGACGAGGUCUGCAUCCGCGUCGACGGCGAGAAGAACAAUGACAAGAUCCAGAUGAUGAACGAGCGGCUCCGUGCAAACAAGUUGACAGCAGCACAUCAGCGCCACAAGCAGUACCCCGAGCUUUCCGGCUCUGCAGAGGAGGUAAGGCCCAACGCCGAGCGAGACAGUCAUCAUGCACCAGCCAGUCCGGAGGAGUACAUCAUUUGGAGGCUGACCCCCCUGCGUAACUUCUAUGGGCAGCGAAUCCCAAAGGUCCGGCGCACCCGGAUGCUCAUGCAACUCUUGUUCAUGGCCGCGACGAGCGCCACAGCGGUACUUGCAGCUGCAGAUCAGACAGCUUGGACCCCCAUCGUCGUUUCCAUCUCCGCGGCGCUCGCAUCUUGGCAAGAGUUCCGCGGCGUGGAUAUGAAGCUGGAGCGCUAUGGUGCCGUGGUCGCCGCCCUUCGCAACCUCAUGCUUUGGUGGCAGACACUCCCAGAAGCUGAUAAGGCCAACGUCCGUCACAUCGAGAGGUUGGUAGGGAGAUGUGAGAUGGCGGGUUCCUCAGAACUGGCGGCGUGGCUAAGCGAUGCCCAGCAGGCACGCGACCUCAUGGACAAGGCUUCAUCCGAUGAUCGCAAGCGGGCAGCUGAUGGAAAGGAAGCCAAGGCGCCACAAAAAUAG
Molecule: messenger RNA, 3426 nt
Organism: Symbiodinium natans
Lineage: Eukaryota; Dinophyceae; Suessiales; Symbiodiniaceae
Source: the annotation of a GenBank genome assembly